This is a messenger RNA of Tyto alba (common barn owl), 8829 nucleotides long. It is a transcript of the gene TMCC1, whose product is annotated as transmembrane and coiled-coil domain family 1. The transcript is spliced from 6 exons. The record is from RefSeq and is a predicted model, not a curated record. Gene Ontology annotation, cellular component: endomembrane system. Lineage: Eukaryota; Metazoa; Chordata; Aves; Strigiformes; Tytonidae. The coding region runs from base 3305 to 4894 and encodes 529 amino acids. Gene Ontology annotation, biological process: membrane fission; endosome membrane tubulation; endosomal transport.
CUUGCUUUACACAUAUUGAAGCUGUUUUUUUUUUCCCCUCAUCUCCCAGUCGCAAUAUUUAAUAUGCUGAGUCUUUCUGGUGUUGUCUUUCAGUUUGUUCUUUCAGUUACAGUCCAUUUCUAUUCUUCAGCAGAGUAUUGUGUCAGGGUUGUGGCCAGGUGGGGGAUCGAUCGAUCUAUCUCUUUCUCUCUCUCUCUCUCUCUCUUUCAAUACAUAUCUUUUGGACUUCACUAGAAUUUGAGAAAAUCUUUUCUUCCCUCUCCUAAAAUUCACCCAAGAAGAAUUAUGUCUUGAAAACUACAUAUGUCUUUUCCAUUAAAAAUAGUAUUGUUUUCUGGUCUCUUUUCCCUUGUAUUCUGUGAUUUUACCAAUGUUCUUUGCAUUUAAUUAUUUCUUGAAUGUCUUUUUCUACUAUUCUUGCCCCAGUUUCCCUCUCUGACUUCUUAAAAAUUGUUCUAAUAGUUAAAUGUACUUGUUUCUCCAGGUAUUGGGUAGUCAUGCUACUAUCCAAUUGUUUGUUUGGGUCAAAUUAUUUACUCUUACUGCUGUCUUCCUCUUUGUUUUCCAGACCACAGCCUCCUUGAAUUUUACACCCAUUCCAGUUUCUUAUGAGUUCCUCUUUCUGACAGGAUUAGCCGUGAAUGCCUACAGCUUUCUCUCUUUAUUUGCUCUGCUGCUUGUUGCUGCUGAACAACAAUGCUUUUAAAAUACCUCAAUCCUCCUGUGGAUAUAAAUCAUUUGCUAGGUUGCUUAGUUCCCGUAUGUGGUUUUCCAGUGUGUGACUAUUGCUCCUUUAGUCUCUCUGGCUACACUGUUUGCCUUGAUGCAGAAUCCAUUUUGGGAUGAGUUUCUGAAAAUAAUCUGGGAUUUCUCAAACUAAGAUGGGCCAUUUCUUAAUAAAAAUCAUACUUAUCCUGAAGCAACUGAAAAAUGUUCUUGCCAAAUAGGAGGAAUGGGAAGCAUCUCAUAUCUAAGAUACCUGCUAACUGAGGACUACAACUUCAUGACGAGCUAUUAAACUGACCUGUUCACAGAAUAAAACAAAUGUGAGGAUUCCUCAGGUAAUUGCACUUUAAUAUUAAUGCUAAGGAUUCAAGAUGUUCAAAUACAGCAUAAAUAAUAGGUAUUUGAAAUAGUCUACAAAAAGGCAGUCUUUUCUGUUUUAUUGAAAAUAAUUUUUCUUCCCUAUUUCUACAGUUCUGUACUGUUUGUAUCAAGUACUUCAGCUGCAGUCUAAGCUGGAUCUAAAUGGUAACUUCAGAGUUAAUUUUAUUUACAAAUAACUGUGGUUUCCAAGGGAACUCAUUAAACUGAUGCAUUUAGAGUAAACUUUUACCUGAUUGAAGUUUAACCAAAAUUUAAAUGGCCAAACUCUUCUGAAUUCUGAUCUUCAUCUUAGAUACUUGACCAAUUUUGGAAAUUUUCAUGUUAUGAAGAAAGUGAAAGAGUGGGAAGAAACUUUUUCUUCCCUGUAGACAGUCUAGCUGUCUGGAGCAAAACAGCACCAGCAAUACCUAGUUUAUUUCUGCCCCUCUAAUAUCUAUGUGUAGCAUUUGUGCUAAGUAAAUAGCUCUGCAAUAGAUCCAUAAUGUAUUGGAAAACAACCAAAAAAAACCCAAAGCCCCAACAAAACACCCACACCCCUCCCCCCAAGCAAAACAAAACAACGAUAAAAAAACAACAAAAAACAAACCAAAAAAGCCCAAAAGCCUAAGGUUGUGUCUACUCUUCUUAAGGACAGAAAGUGAAGGAAUUCUGAUUAGCCCAGUGCAAUAGCUUUUCAAAGUUCGGGGAAAAAAAAUGGAGCUUCUGGCAGAAAAUGGGAGAUCUGGUUUGUAUGCCAGUGAAGGCUGUGAUUCACAAGGGAGAAAAUACAAGUAGUUUUCAUGACCCUACACCUCAAAGCCCAUCUGUGGACUCUCUUGAAAGUGGACUCUGCAGCAUAAAGUCUGGGAAUUAGUCAAAAGCAUCUCUUGACCUACAUGGUACUAUAGUGCUGUAGGGCAUAUUUGUGAAGACCUCACUGGCAGAAGCUCUUACAGUUCUUACAAAUAAUAAAUAAAAAAUAACAUUAAAACUAAAAAAAAAAAAAAAAAUAGAAUGGCUAUGAAAUUAUUAUAGCAGCACCUCAUAUGUUAACAACACUUUGCACACUGUGCCUGAUUCUCCACUCAUACUAUUGUAGGAACGUAAUUUCUUCCAUGUCACGAUCUUUUUCAAAAACGCAUUCAUUCAUUUUUUCUAAGUUCUUCAUAUUUGCUGUCAUCACUUUCUUCAUAUUCUUGCAUCCCACUGCAGUGGUUCUGAUUAACAUUUUCCUUAUGUCUUCUGUUGUCUUGGAGGUGGGAAUCUGAUGUGUAAUAAAAUAGUCAAAAUGCCCCAGUUGUGCGGAGUCUUGCAGUAUUAUUCUGAGUGCUAAUGUGUUCUGAAGCCUGUGUCCCUGUUUUCAAAAAAUAGUUGAGUAACUAAUCACCUUUGGACAAUGUGGGUCAUUUAGCUGUGUUUCAGAACAAUAUGUGAGUCUGGCUAGAGAAAUGUGGUCAUUUUAUCUGUUCUGAGCUGUCCUUUUGUCAUCCUCUGUUGUGUUCUUCUAGCAAGCAUCUGGCCUUACCUUGGGCCUGUCACAGAAACGUUAAACAGAUCAUCAAAAUGCCCUUGAAAUACCCUGUUCUCUGAGGGCAAAGCCAGGAUGGCGUCCUUGGGUGUGGUGUGGUGUGCUUUGCUUAGGUUGGACUGGUCAAACCUUUGAAUCCUUCACGCUGGUUGCACUGGCUCCGUUGCCACAUCUGCCCAGGUGUGUUGAGGGUGUAGGUGGUCUGUUGUUGCAGAGUGCUGCGGCGGGAUUGUUGCUGUAGUGGCCAGGGGCUGGUUUGGUUGGCCUGGGGGCAGGGGUUGGGGUUAGGCGUGCUGGCAGGGCAGCCAAGGUGGCAGGGGUUUCCCUGUGAAAUGAACUGGAAGGUGCUCGUGUGUCAAAGUGCUCACAUUUCUCAUGUCCUGUUAGGGGAAUUCCAGAUAAACAAGAGCAAGCUGUUUGACCUGUGCCUAGAACAUCUGACUGACUGAAUAGGAGGAGAAAAUAAAACCUGUGUGGACCAGUCUGACCUUGCAGGCCAGAGUCCUGAAAUCUGCCUGUGCUUUCAGUGCAUACUGGUGGCCAUAAACCCCAAGAGAAAACGUUCCUUUACAAGAACAUCUCAAUUAACUCAUUUUGUUCAGUGGAGGGACUGCUGUAUGUCAGCCAUGCUAAAGGGCAAGUGAUGGAGCUCUGAACCGGGUGCUUCAGCAGAUCAGAGUGCCACCCAAAAUGAAGAGAGGGACGAGCCUGCACAGCAGGCGGGGCAAGGCAGAUGCCCCGAAAGGAAGCCCGCAGAUCAACAGGAGGUCUGCCCAGGAUAUUCAGCCAGGCCGUCCCAGAUCGUCAUCUACUACAGAUGCUCCCACAAACUUAUCCGUGAUGGAAAUUGCUUCUUCUAUCUAUGUAGGUGGAGAGGAGGCCACAGCAGCAGCAAUUGAGCGAUUGGAAGUCAGCAGCCUAGCGCAGACCUCCAGUGCAGUGGCCUCGAGCACUGAUGGCAGCAUCAAUGCAGACUCUGUUGAUGGGACCCCAGAUCCUCAGCGUACAAAAGUGGCUAUUACACACCUGCAACAGAAAAUACUGAAGUUGACUGAGCAGAUCAAAAUCGAACAAACAGCCCGUGAUGACAAUGUGGCAGAGUACCUGAAACUGGCCAACAAUGCAGACAAGCAACAGAGUGCCCGCAUUAAGCAAGUGUUUGAGAAGAAAAAUCAAAAGUCAGCCCAGACCAUCUUGCAGUUGCAGAAGAAGCUAGAACAUUACCAUCGAAAGCUGCGAGAGAUUGAACAGAAUGGCAUCCCUCGGCAGCCGAAGGAUGUCUUCAGGGAUAUGCAUCAGGGUUUGAAAGAUGUUGGAGCAAAAGUCACUGGCUUCAGUGAGGGAGUAGUAGACAGUGUAAAAGGUGGGCUUUCCAGUUUCUCCCAAGCCACGCAUUCAGCAGCAGGAGCUGUGGUUUCCAAACCCCGGGAGAUUGCCUCCCUCAUAAGGAACAAGUUCGGGAGUGCAGACAACAUUGCCAAUCUGAAAGACUCCUUAGAAGAAGGCCAGGAAGAUGGGACGGGAGGCAAGGCUCUAGGUGUUAUUCAGAACUUUCAGUCAAGCCCAAAAUAUGGCAGUGAAGAGGAUUGCUCCAGUGCCACGUCAGGCUCAGUGGGAGCCAACAGCACAACAGGGGGCCCUGUGGGAGCUUCUAGCUCCAAAACAAACACUCUGGAUAUGCAGAGCUCAGGGUUUGAUGCAAUACUGCAUGAGAUUCAAGAAAUUCGAGAGACGCAGGCAAGACUGGAAGAAUCAUUCGAGGACCUUAAGGUUCGGUAUCAGCGGGAUUACUCAUUAAUAAUGCAGACUCUACAGGAGGAGCGGUACAGAUGUGAACGACUCGAAGAGCAGCUAAAUGACCUGACUGAGCUCCACCAGAAUGAGAUCCUCAAUUUAAAACAGGAGCUGGCCAGCAUGGAGGAGAAAAUUGCCUAUCAGUCUUACGAGCGAGCCCGGGACAUCCAGGAGGCACUGGAAGCAUGCCAGACGCGCAUCUCCAAGAUGGAACUGCAGCAGCAGCAGCAGCAGGUGGUGCAGCUGGAGGGGCUGGAGAACGCCACGGCCAGGAACCUGCUGGGGAAGUUCAUCAACAUCCUCCUGGCUGUCAUGGCUGUCCUCCUCGUCUUCGUCUCCACUGUGGCCAACUGCGUCGUGCCCCUUAUGAAGACUCGCAAUAGGACGUUCAGCACUUUAUUUAUAGUGGUUUUCAUUGCCUUUUUGUGGAAGCACUGGGACGCCAUCACCGGCUACUUGGAACGGUUCUUGUCUCCCCCCAGAUGAUGGCGGCAGGAAUUGGCUGUGUUGCCCUCCUCCCGGUGCUCUCAGUGAGCAAGUGUGGCAAAGAUUAGUCAGCAACUACUCAGCUGAAGUUUUAAAGUGUCCGAGUGAAUUUGUUUACAUUUAGAAUAACGUUUUUUCUCUGCGAGAUGCAUUGCAAUAGUAUUUUUUAGAUUUUAUUCAAGAACUCUUUUUGGCGAGAAUCCUGGAUAAUUUUUAUGUAGCAUGGUUCUCUUUGGAUGCAAAUCUUAAGAUUCUUUAAAGUGUACAAAAGAAAUAAACACAGAAAUUUGGAGCAUACCAAUGGGCAAUUUAAAUUGUGGCUUGAACUACUGUACUAAACUUGUCAGGAAGAAGAGAACGUGGUUAGCUUAAGAUGAGCAAAGCUAAAUCUAGUGCACAGCCUUGAAUGAUGGUACCACAGCAAACCUGUAACACUAAACUUUUACUGUGAAGUCUGCUCACAUUCCAUGUCCAAAUGUAUGCAUUCAGAGUGGUUUCUUUCCUUAGCAAGAGAAAAACAAUGUGUGGAUCUCUUUCCCAGCUCGGUGUCUGGGUUCGCCAUUUGUGCUAACCUGACUUACAGUAACUUUCUAUAAGGCUGGCUAACUUUGCUAAGCAUACGAAGUGGAAGCCUCAUGCCAUACACAGUAACUGCACAGUCGUGCUACAGUAUUUUGAAGUAGUCCUUGAAAUACUUAUCUUUAAGCAGAAGCCCUUGGUCGCACUUUUAAGGUUUUUUUUAUAUAUGUAUAUUCACAGAUUUAAAAAAAUCCGAACAGCAUACUUGAAGAGUGUAAUACUCAAACUCUCAGUGCUUCCUUAUUGUUUCUAAUAGGAUUUUUUAUUAUAAUUAUUAUUAUUAUUAUUGAGGGUUUUUUUGGAAGGGGUUGGGAGGGUCAUUACUUUUUUUUUCCUUUUAAAUAAAGAAGUGAUGUUUUUAAAUGAAGAAAUGCGUGAAUAAUUGUGAGCCGUCUUGUCCUGAAACAGUUUUGAGGAGGGCAGAGAGUAGUUUCUAGUGCCAGCCUGUCUGGAAUGCAGCGCUGUUCAUAUGCCAUUUAUCUGUCCUCCUGAGCAUACAGAUGCAGCAUCAUGAAAAACAUCUAUCUUCUCCACACAUUUUUGCCAUGCAGAGCUUUUUUUUUCUUUUUCCAGAUGUGAAGGAGAGUAAGUUUAUAUUUCUCAUUUGCAUGUCAUCUCUCAUUCCUGACCUCAGGAUAAGAAUAAGGAAUUUCUCUUCAUCCCUUCCUAGGGAAAAGACAGGUUCUUUUAAGGAAAAAAAUACUGAAUCAACAGCCCACUUAAAAGAAUGGUUGUUUCAGAAAUAUCUCUGAUUUCAUUUUUAAAUAAACCCCUAAAAAGUGAAACCAAAGUUUUCCUCCCGUCAGGCUCUGGUAAGAUCAUUUGUGUGUCUGUGUCGAGAUCUUCUUUGUACACUGUAUCUGUGUGGUGUGCCAUAGGGGAGCAUCCUCUUCUUCAGCCGUGGGGGCAAGUACUUGUUGUAGAUACCUUUUCAAAGCUCUAAAGGAAAGAUCAGCUUCAAGUGUGACUCAAGUCCUAGCAACAUGCUGUUGCUGGUGACCUGUUGGUACUGGCAGGCAAGCUUCACGUCCAAGGAAUCUGCAUUCACUCUGUGCUGGUUUUUUAACUAGUGUCCCUUUCACCAUAACAAAGCCAAGAUUCAGCUUUCGUUUCCAAGAAAUCCAAAAUGACUCCAGGAUUCUCUUUCAAAACCAUUCAUGGUGUUUAGUUAGAUCUUACUGUUUUCCUUCCUUCCAGGCUUAAGUUCCCUCUAGGAACCAAAUGUUGCCCAAGUGACCUAAACCAGUUGAAAUCAUAUGUAUACAUAUAUGGAACUUGUACAUCAAAGAUAUAUAUAUACACACAGAAGCCUAGGACUUUAUGCUAUGAUGCAAAUUCUGGGUUCUGAGAAAUUCCCUCAGACUCCGUUAACAGCCUUGAGGGUCUUCUGGUUGCCAGCGGAGCCAAGCCCUCCGCCAUCCAACCAUCCUUCUUCCUUCAAAGAUUCUAUUUUUAACAUACUCACAGGAAACUCAGGUACCCCCGUCCCCAGGGAUCCCAGCACACCUCUCUCUGUCACCAUGUGCACUAAUCUGCUCCAGCCCUACUUAAAACACAGAUUGCCAAUUGCAACUGACUCAAGCCAAAAAUAGUGAUGCUUUCUACAGAGUUGCAGACAGAACAAAGAUUGCAUUAACAUUCCCUCCCUAGACCAUGCAUCUAGCUCCAGGGAAACGAUUCUGUUUACCACCCUUCUCUGGCCAAUUCAAACUGCAUGGAUAACUAUCAUCUUCCCAUUAUGGAGUCUUUGUCAGAAACAAAGAUGUGAAUAAGAGUAAGAACUGAUUUGGCACGUAAUUGAAAAGCUUCGUUACCUUUAUUUCUAAAACCUCGCCUUUGCACCUCUGUUUUUCUCAGUUUUGACUAUACUAGAAUUGCUCGUGGUAGGUUUUUAUGUGGUCAAAGCGGGAAGGAGUUGAAAGCCAAUGGAUCUGGACACUCAGUGCCACUCAUCCAUAGUAUCUGAAGGAAGUGUUUAUCCCUCCUCUUCUUUAUAUCCUGACUUCAUUUAGCAUCUCAACUUUGUGUCAUCAGUAAAUAUCAUUUGCUAAUUUGCCAGAAGGCACAGGCUUAAUAGAAACUUAUCACCUCAAAACUGUUUGGUGAAGGCCAUGUACAUAUGGUUCUGGACAAUGUCUGUCUGUCUGUCUCUUUCUCUCUCGACAGUUUCCUCCAUUCCAGAAAGUUGUCUGCAGUAAUGCCAUAUAUGAUGCUGCAUCCACUGUUCAUAUCCUAACACAACUGCCAUGUGUUUUGCCUUUUGCAUUAGCAGAAUGUUUUGGGGUUUUCCUCCCUCUUCAAUUUGAAGGUCUGUGAUGAUUUCUGAUAGCAUAACAAUGAUUAUAUUGUUGGAAAUGUGAUUCUAGCUUUAAAGCUCCCUCUCCUUGUAAGUGGUUGUGUUUGCUUUCUUGAUGAAGCGUUUCUGGAUGACACGUAGAAGACAAGUUUCCGCCAUGGAUGUGCGUGUGCGUGUGAGUACCUUUUAUUAGCCUUCCUUAUGGGUAUAAACUUUUUAGUGACCAUCUCUGAAUUGUAGAAUGUUUCCCAAAACAUUUUACAUUCAGAGUUGAAAUGAUUCUGAAAUUGAUUAGGUAUGUUUAGCACAUAUCGACUUGGCAUAUAAAAAGGGAAGAAUAUAAUGGACUGUGUUAGUUCAAAAAGCAGCAGCUCUGCUGAAAUUCUGUGGUUCAAAUGAAGUUCAUCUGUUUCCCCCCUUUGCUUUCUCAAUGUAAAGAAGAAAGAAAAUCUUGAUGCAAAAAAAUUUACCACUUUUAAGUUUUAUAAAGUUAUCUUUUUCUCUCAGCCUCAUCAGUUCAGUUUGACGAUAUUCAGCAUGCUCACAGCAAUUAUUUUCUUGGUUUAUUCCAAUCCCAUGAGUUCUUAAGGUCUGAUCAGAUUAAAUGUUGACUUCUGUACAUGUUGCACUGGGACAGGAAAGAACUGUCUUUCAGCUUUGAAAAUAUGCAUUUUUCUUUAUUAAAAAAGCAUUAUAACAAAAGCCAAGCUACAAAGGGGUUCAAGAUUGGGUAGUUUUGCCAGAUUUUAAGUGAAUUCUGAAUGUGGCUAAAGAGUUAAAAACCCUGUGUGUCUGUGUUGUGUAUGCCAGGUGGUAUAGUAGUAGGCAAUUGACUUAGCUGUAAGUGUGUUUUAAAAGUGUAAAAAAAUAAACAGAAAAACUCACUUGCACGGGUUGAAAAGUACAGAAAUGACACUUGUGAACGUAACACUGUAGUUUAUAGAUCUUAAGCUGCUAAUUGUUGAGAGAGAUUUACAUUUGUCUUGUCUGAUUGUCACAGAUUUAUCUGUGACACUUUUACUGUAUAUAAAAAACUUUAAAUAAAGACCUCAGCUAUUAA